Molecule: messenger RNA, 1449 nt
Organism: Rhinocladiella mackenziei CBS 650.93
Lineage: Eukaryota; Fungi; Ascomycota; Eurotiomycetes; Chaetothyriales; Herpotrichiellaceae
Exons: 6
Coding region: 1-1449 (482 amino acids)
Source: RefSeq, a predicted model, not a curated record
AUGGCUCUCCUAAAGACCAAAAAACCAUCGAACAGCUGCUAUCACUUCUAUGUCUGUGAACCUAAGCAGGAUGAGGACUACGCAGGGACCCUUACCUUCGUGGUCAGAAAAAUUUCGAAGACCAGGCUGUCCCUAGACAGCUGCCUGCAUGAUCAAACCGAGGGAAUGCAGAUCGUUCGCGUACGUUUGAGAUUGUCAGAAGAUCAACCCGAGAAUAUCACUCUCGAAGUGGCGUUACAUCUGUUCUGCGAAGGGAUGCUUGACGAUGAAAACAGAAGUUAUCUCGAAAGCCUUACACGCUGGUGGAUUGGGGGGAUUGUGCCCCUCUGUCCAAUUUUCAAGGCGCAUUGGACGUCACUUUAUUUCCAGAAGACGGUCGGCCGUGGAGCAGAGCACCUUUCAUCUUUCCUCCAUGAAGCACAGAACGAAGCUCGGUCCUAUAUUUCACCUACUAUUUUGAUCCUCGGGUUUGCCGUUCUGGCUGGUGUGGGUAGUUGUUUUGCCUUCCUGAAUUCCGGCAUCAAUUUCACCAAUCCAGAGAAUGUGAAUCAUUUUUGCAACAAUGCGUUUUCUCAUGUCAUUGAGUACUUCCAAUUGUUCGUGGACAGAAACCAUUCCAGAGUGGAUCUUACAGUGCAAGAACUCGAAUGGAAAGUUGCUAUUGGCCGUUUCAAAGUCAAAUUCGAUGCACUCUUGGACGAAAUGGCAACGGCUGGAGUCGCGAUACCGUCGUCGGAUCAACCUGCCUAUGCAAUCCAGCUUUUUCAAGGCCGCCAAAUACCUUAUGCCACCUGUGCAAAACUCUAUGAUGUUACCGAAGCCGCCAUGAGGGUUCACAUCUUGAGAAAAGAUCUUUUCGAUGUGCUGGUGAGCGCUCGGCGGGAGGCUCUUUUGAACUCUGGAGCUAACGCUGCUGCCUCCGCUGCCGCCGCCUGGUCAAUUUACACAGCGAUCAAGUUCUCCGCUGCUAACACGGUUCCCGUUAUUAUGGCAGAGACUGGCGGUGUUGUGUCAACGGUUGGUGCGGGAGCUACGCUGACAGCCGCUGCGGCUUGUUGGCCUGUCAUAGUCUUUGCCGGUGGUGUGUGCGUCGUCACGGCCUCUAAGGCAGUGCUAUCUCACAGGGAAUCAACCGUGAUCGAGGAAAAACUUAAGCAAUGCGCAAAAGUCCACAACAGCAUGAAGGCCGUUUGGUCCAUCGCAUACGACCUGCAUAAUGUGAUGAUGUGGUUCCGGUACUCCCCAAAAGAGGGCCCAAGCACCACGAAGUCGGUCCAAUUUCGCGAUGUCGAAUCCGAGAUUAUGUGGAAUAGGUUCAUUAGCAGCUAUCGCACAGCCACGGGUCAAGGGGCCAUCACCUCAACCGUGUCGCAAGCGGGUUAUAUUUUGACAUGGGCGGAUGAGCAGACCGCACAACUGAGGGCUCUGAUGGAGGACUUCCAGGAAUGA